GAUGACGUUCAGCAGAUGAACCCUCCCAAGUUCGACAUGAUUGAGGACAUGGCCAUGUUAACCAACUUGAAUGAAGCUUCUGUGUUAUACAAUCUCCGCCGGCGAUACAAUAACUGGAUGAUCUAUACCUACUCAGGGUUGUUCUGUGUGACAGUGAACCCAUACAAGUGGCUUCCGGUGUAUAGUCCUCCCGUGGUCGCUGCCUACAAGGGCAAGAGACGCUCAGAGGCCCCACCACAUAUCUACUCCAUUGCCGACAAUGCAUACAACGACAUGGUCCGUAAUCGGGAGAACCAGUCAAUGUUGAUUACCGGUGAGUCUGGAGCUGGGAAAACUGUCAACACGAAACGUGUUAUUCAGUACUUUGCAAUUAUAGCUGCCAUGGGCGAUGGAGGUGGAAAGAAGGGUACUCUAGAGGACCAGAUCAUUGAGGCAAACCCGGCGAUGGAAGCUUUUGGCAACGCCAAGACCUUAAGAAAUGACAACUCUUCCCGUUUUGGGAAGUUUAUUCGGAUUCACUUUGGUCCUACAGGGAAACUGGCAUCAGCUGAUAUUGACAUCUAUCUUCUAGAAAAAUCUCGGGUAAUCUUCCAGCAACCUGGAGAAAGGAGUUAUCACAUUUAUUACCAGAUCUUUUCUGGCAAAAAGCCUGAGCUCUUUGAUAUGUUGCUAGUGAGUAACAAUCCCUUUGACUAUCAUUUCUGCUCACAAGGAGUUGUUACAGUCGACAAUGUAGAUGACGGGGAGGAAUUGGCAGCAACUGAUCAUGCCAUGGACAUCCUCGGCUUCGAAGCUGAUGAGAAAUACGGCUGUUACAAAAUCGUUGGAUCGAUCAUGCACUUUGGAAACAUGAAAUUCAAACAGAAACAACGGGAGGAGCAAGCAGAGCCAGAUGGCACUGAAAAUGCUGAUAAAGCUGCUUAUCUGAUGGGAUUGAGUUCGGCUGACCUCCUGAAGGCCCUUGUUCACCCUCGAGUCAAAGUCGGCAACGAGUAUGUGACCAAGGGACAAACGGUGGCUCAGGUACUCUAUGCUGUGGGUGCCCUUGCAAAGGCUACUUAUGAUCGAAUGUUUAAGUGGCUGGUUUUCCGUAUUAACAAGACCUUGGACACUAAGUUUGCCAGGCAGUACUUCAUCGGAGUGUUGGACAUUGCAGGCUUCGAAAUAUUUGAAUACAACAGUUUUGAGCAGCUCUGCAUCAAUUUUACGAAUGAGAAACUGCAACAGUUUUUCAACCACCACAUGUUUGUGUUGGAGCAGGAGGAGUACAAGAGAGAGGGGAUCGACUGGGUCUUCAUUGAUUUUGGCCUUGAUCUUCAAGCUUGUAUCGAUCUGAUUGAAAAGCCAUUGGGCAUUCUCUCGAUCCUUGAGGAGGAGUGUAUGUUCCCGAAAGCCACUGAUAUGUCAUUCAAAGCGAAACUGUAUGACAACCACUUGGGGAAAUCACCCAAUCUGCAAAAACCACGGCCUGACAAAAAACGCAGAUAUGAGGCUCAUUUUGAGUUGGUUCAUUAUGCUGGAGUGGUCCCUUACAAUAUUAUUGGAUGGCUUGACAAGAACAAGGAUCCAUUAAAUGAGACUGUAGUGGCAGUUUUCCAGAAAUCUUCGAACAAACUGUUGGCAUCGUUGUAUGAAUCAUACAUUAGCGCUGAAGCAGCCAUAGAGCAGAGCAAGAGUGGCGCAAAGGAAAAACGCAAGAAAGCUGCCUCUUUCCAGACUGUCUCUCAGUUGCAUAAAGAGAACCUCAACAAACUGAUGACCAACUUGCGAUCCACUCAGCCCCACUUUGUGCGAUGCAUCAUUCCCAAUGAAACCAAGACUCCAGGUGCAAUCGACCCAUUCUUGGUCCUUCACCAGCUGCGGUGUAACGGUGUCCUGGAAGGAAUCCGAAUUUGCCGGAAAGGCUUCCCGAACAGAGUACUUUAUGCUGACUUCAAACAGCGUUUUGGAACCAGAGAUGCGCUACUUGUUAUUCAGUGGAACAUUCGUGCUUUCAACGCAGUGAAGAAUUGGUCCUGGAUGAAGCUCUUCUUCAAGAUUAAACCUCUACUGAAGAGCGCAGAGACUGAGAAAGAGAUGGCAAAUCUGAAAGAUGAGUUCUUGAAGUUGAAAGAGGCUCUGGUCAAGUCUGAGGCCAAACGCAAGGAGCUGGAGGAGAAGCAAGUCACUCUGAUCCAAGAGAAGAAUGAUCUGUCCCUUCAGCUACAGGCGGAGCAAGACAAUCUUGCUGAUGCAUCAGAGAGAUGUGACCUUCUGAUCAAAGCUAAGAUCCAGUUGGAAGCGAAAGUGAAGGAGCUAACAGAGCGACUGGACGAUGAGGAGGAGAUGAAUGCAGAACUGACUGCCAAGAAACGCAAACUCGAGGAUGAGUGUGCAGAAUUGAAGAAAGACAUUGAUGAUUUGGAAAUCACACUAGCCAAAGUAGAAAAAGAGAAACAUGCAACAGAAAAUAAGGUUAAAAAUCUUACGGAAGAAAUGGCUUCUCUCGAUGAAACGAUUGUGAAACUCACCAAAGAGAAGAAGGCACUUCAGGAAGCCCAUCAACAGACCCUGGAGGACCUGCAGGCUGAGGAAGACAAGGUUAACACCCUGACCAAAGCCAAGGCCAAACUAGAGCAACAAGUCGAUGAUCUCGAAGGGUCUUUGGAACAAGAGAAAAAAGUCCGCAUGGAUUUGGAACGGGCCAAGCGAAAACUGGAGGGAGAUUUGAAACUAACACAUGAGUCUGUCAUGGAUUUAGAGAAUGAUAAACAGCAGCUGGAGGAGAGGCUGAAAAAGAAGGACUUUGAAAUAAGUCAGUUAAACUCAAAGAUUGAGGAUGAAGGGGCUCUUGUUGCUCAGCUCCAGAAGAAGAUUAAAGAACUGCAGGCUCGAAUUGAAGAGCUUGAGGAGGAGUUGGAAGCAGAACGCGCUGCAAGGGCCAAGGUGGAGAAGCAAAGGGCAGAUGUGUCCCGGGAGCUGGAGGAGUUGAGUGAGAGGUUGGAGGAAGCAGGAGGAGCAACGUCAGCACAGGUGGAGAUGAACAAGAAACGGGAAGCGGCCUUCCUGAAACUUCGGAGGGAUCUGGAAGAGGCAACACUGCAACACGAGGCAACGGCAUCAGCUCUAAGGAAGAAGCAGUCUGAUACGGUGGCAGAACUGAGUGAGCAGAUUGACAACCUGCAAAGGGUUAAACAGAAACUGGAGAAAGAGAAGAGUGAACUUAAAAUGGAGACAGAUGAUUUAAAUUCCAGCAUUGAACAAAUUACAAAAGCAAAGGCCAACUCGGAGAAGUUGUGCAGAACGUAUGAAGAUCAACUAAAUGAAGCAAAUACCAAAGUUGGAGAACUUCAGCGACAAGUGGCGGAUCUAGCUUCACACAAAGCCAAACUGCAGAGUCAGAACGGGGAGUACAGCAGGCAACUGGAAGAAAAGGAAGCUCUCAUUAACCAGUUAAGCCGUGGCAAGGUGUCCUUCACACAAAGUAUUGAAGAGUUGAGAAGACAACUGGAAGAAGAGACCAAAUCCAAGAAUGCUCUCGCUCAUGCUCUGCAUGCUUCACGACACGACUGUGACCUUCUGAGAGAACAGUAUGAGGAGGAACAAGAGGCAAAGGCUGAACUACAGAGGGCGCUGUCCAAGGCAAAUGCUGAGGUGGCCCAAUGGCGUAACAAAUAUGAAACCGAUGCAAUCCAGAGGACAGAGGAACUGGAAGAAGCCAAGAAGAAGUUGGCGAUUCGUCUCCAAGAAGCAGAGGAGUCUGUGGAAGCAGUAAACGCCAAAUGCUCCUCACUGGACAAGACAAAACAUCGGCUGCAGACAGAAAUUGAGGACUUGACGAUCGACCUGGAGAGAGCAAACUCAGCUGCUCUGGCUUUUGACAAGAAGCAACGAAACUUUGACAAGAUGAUCGCUGACUGGAAGCAGAAAUUUGAGGAGGCUCAGGCUGAACUGGAGGCAUCACAGAAGGAAGCUCGUAGCCUGAGCACUGAGCUCUUUAAACUGAAGAAUGCCUAUGAGGAGUCACUGGACCACUUGGAGACUCUCAAACGAGAGAACAAGAACCUUCAAGAUGAGAUCACAGACCUGACUGACCAGAUCAGUGAAGGAACUAAAACCGUCCAUGAGCUGGAGAAAGUGAAGAAGAACCUGGAACAGGAGAAGAGCGAGGUGCAGGGUGCAUUGGCAGAGGCAGAGGGUGCUCUUGAACACGAGGAGAGUAAAACCCUGAGGAUCCAACUUGAGCUCUCACAGAUCAAAGCUGAGGUUGAACGCAAACUGGCAGAAAAGGACGAAGAAAUUGAUGGUCUACGGCGGAACCAUCAGCGAACUGUUGAACUGAUGCAGGCAGCUCUUGAUUCUGAGGCAAAGGCCAGAAAUGAAGCUCUUCGGUUAAAAAAGAAAAUGGAGGGUGAUCUGAAUGAAAUGGAACUGCAGCUGAAUCAUGCCAACAGGCAAGCCGCUGAAUCCCAGAAACUAUACCGAAACCUUCAGGUCCAGUUUAAGGACAUCCAAUUGGAACUUGAUGAAACCAUUCGGCAGAAAGACGAUUACAAGGAACAAAUUGCAGUGGCUGAACGACACAGCAACCUGUUGAUGGCGGAACUUGAAGAACUGCGUGCAGUUCUUGAACAGUCAGAGAGGGGCAGGAAACUGGCCGAGCAGGAAUUAUUGGAGGCAACUGAACGUGUGAACCUAUUACAUUCACAGAACACUGGUCUCAUUAAUCAGAAAAAGAAACUGGAGAAUGACAUUAAUUCUCUGAGCUCUGAGGUAGAAGAAGCAGUACAAGAAUGUCGGAAUGCUGAGGACAAAGCUAAGAAGGCGAUAACGGAUGCUGCAAUGAUGGCUGAGGAAUUGAAGAAGGAACAGGAUACCAGUGCACAUCUUGAGAGGAUGAAAAAGAACAUGGAGCAGACAACAAAAGACUUGCAGCUGCGUCUAAAUGAAGCUGAACAGAUCGCACUGAAAGGAGGCAAGAAACAGAUCCAGAAACUGGAGUCAAGGGUGAGGGAACUGGAGUCUGAGCUUGAGACUGAACAGAGAAAAAAUGCAGAGUCCCUGAAAGGCCUUCGAAAGUAUGAGCGCAGAAUUAAGGAGCUGACCUACCAGGGUGAGGAGGACAGGAAGAGCAUCAUUUGUAUGCAAGACCUCAUUGAUAAACUGCAACUGAAAGUGAAGAACUACAAGCGGCAGGCUGAAGAGGCUGAGGGAAAUGCCAGCACAAACCUCAGCAAAUACAGGACAUUGCAGCAUGAGCUGAAUGAUGCGGAGGAACGUGCUGAGAUAGCUGAAUCUCAAGUCAACAAGCUGCGAGCCAAAACCCGGGACAUCAAGGUAUAAAAGAAACCAGUCAGCUUCAUUCUGGACAAACAAGAUUUACUUGUAGAGUCAGAGUCGUACAGCACGAAAACAGACCCUUCGGUCCAACCAGUCCA
Rhincodon typus (whale shark) is the source of this 5417-nucleotide messenger RNA. Its product is annotated as myosin heavy chain, cardiac muscle isoform-like. Gene Ontology annotation, molecular function: ATP binding; cytoskeletal motor activity. The transcript has 36 exons. The record is from RefSeq and is a predicted model, not a curated record. Bases 16 to 5322 code for a protein of 1768 amino acids. Gene Ontology annotation, cellular component: myosin complex. Lineage: Eukaryota; Metazoa; Chordata; Chondrichthyes; Orectolobiformes; Rhincodontidae.